AUGGACAGCAAGAUGUUUUCUGGUCAGGCUGUUGUGAAUUGCAGCUUCAACCUGAGCGAUGACCGGGAGCUGGUGGACGCUGCGGCGGGCAAUGCGAAGCUCUCUCCGACGGGCUUCGUGGUGCUCUCCGUGAUACUGGGCUUCAUCAUGACAUUUGGCUUCCUCAACAACCUCAUCGUGCUGCUUUUGUUUUGCAAAUUCAAGAAGCUGCGAACCCCGGUGAACAUGCUGCUGCUGAACAUCAGCGUCAGUGACAUGCUGGUGUGUCUGUUCGGCACCACUCUCAGCUUCGCCUCCAGCAUCCGAGGGAAGUGGCUGCUGGGCCGCAGCGGCUGCAGCUGGUACGGCUUCGUCAACUCCUGCUUUGGUAUUGUGUCGCUGAUCUCUCUGGUGAUCCUCUCCUACGACCGCUACAGCACUCUGGCUGUAUACAACAAACGUGGGGCAGACUAUCGCAAGCCCCUGCUAUUCAUUGGGUGCUCCUGGCUUUACUCCUUGUUCUGGACGGUGCCCCCUCUGCUGGGCUGGAGCAGCUAUGGCAUAGAGGGGGCAGGAACCAGCUGCUCUGUGUCCUGGACGGUUCAGACGGCCCAGUCUCACGCUUACAUCAUAUGCCUCUUUACUUUCUGCCUGGGUCUGCCCAUCCUGGUGAUGUUCUACUGCUAUAGCAGGCUGUUAUGGGCAGUCAAACAGGUGGCUAAGAACCGAAAAUCCGCAUCCCGGAGGAGAGAGUACCACAUACUGUUUAUGGUUCUGACCACAGCGGCCUGCUACACGUUGUGCUGGAUGCCUUACGGCGUCGUGGCCAUGAUGGCAACAUUCGGCCCUCCCAACAUCAUUAGUCCCAUGGCCAGCGUGGUGCCCUCACUACUGGCCAAGAGCAGCACCGUCAUCAACCCUCUCAUCUACAUCCUCAUGAAUAAACAGUUCUACAGGUGUUUCCUGAUUCUGUUCCACUGCGAUCACUGGUCAGCGCAGAACGGCAACACCUCCAUGCCUUCCAAGACAACGGUGAUCCAUCUGAACCGCAGAGUCUACAGUAACACGGUGGCCUGCACCGCCCAGGUCUCCACUGACGCUCUCAACCAGUGCGGCAGCAACUCGGCCACCAGGCACACAAGCCCUCCGCCCAAGGUCACAACCUGA
Messenger RNA from Anoplopoma fimbria (sablefish), 1146 nucleotides. It is a transcript of the gene tmtops2b, whose product is annotated as teleost multiple tissue opsin 2b. Gene Ontology annotation, cellular component: membrane; photoreceptor outer segment. Bases 1 to 1146 code for a protein of 381 amino acids. The transcript is spliced from 4 exons. Gene Ontology annotation, molecular function: G protein-coupled receptor activity. The record is from RefSeq and is a predicted model, not a curated record. Lineage: Eukaryota; Metazoa; Chordata; Actinopteri; Perciformes; Anoplopomatidae. Gene Ontology annotation, biological process: G protein-coupled receptor signaling pathway; visual perception.